This is a messenger RNA of Seminavis robusta, 948 nucleotides long. The record is from the annotation of a GenBank genome assembly. Lineage: Eukaryota; Bacillariophyta; Bacillariophyceae; Naviculales; Naviculaceae.
AUGGCAGCAUGGCAUAGUCUGGUACCCGUAGCGAGCCAGAGGGGAACUAGAGAUACAACUGGCUUGCCGUCUGUAGGAUCAGGAGUCACAUUUGUUAUCCCCGAAGAGCUUUCUGAUGUCGUCCAGCUCUCACUCAUGCCACACGCUUCACAGUUUGUGGAGCCACUUGUGAAAACGACAAUCAAACUGGAAGCUUACUUGCCAGGAUUCAACGGCCACUUUGUUACCUCCCCAUACAGACAGCCACUUGCUCGUUACUUGACCAAGCACUGUCAGUAUACCGUGGGAUUCUUCUUUCAACGCUUGAAGGCACCAAUCUACAGCGAACUGUUCCAGCACAUUGUUAGGCUGGACGAAUGCGUCGCACUGCGUUCAUACCUUAGUGGGCGACAGUGUUCUGUGAUGAUGCUCAACUUAGCAAUGGAGCGACCUCUCGCUAUAAUUCGAUCCGAGAAGGCUCCAACUACACCCAGCACAGCAUUGUCAGCAGCAUCGUCACCAAAACCCGGAUCGAGCACUGUCGAGUUGUUUCAGUUGCAUGGCAUUCAAACUGAGUCCGCUCCUCCAGUUCACCCUGAAUCAAUUCUGAAACAGGAUCUCGAAGUAAAGAAAAAGAAAUUGCAGGCACUGCAGCAAGCAUUCUCUAGAGCAAAAGAAAGUGCACAAAAAGAUCCAAAACAGUAUAACGCUGCAAAAGCUGCACUGGAUAAUGGAACACGAGACCUCACUGAGGCCAAGCAACGAUUUGCCGCCGAGUUUGGAAAACCAGGGAGCAAAAACGAGUCGGGGUCAGCCUCAUCGACCCUGCGUCCCAUGAACACAGAGAGUCUUGAGCUGCAACAUCAAGGCUUCUCAUUGAUUGGAACUCUUAGUUCGAACGACAGCAAGUAUCUCCAAGAGCACAACGACGUGGUUCGGGCUUUGCGGUGGUAUGUCUUUUGUUGGUAA